This is a messenger RNA of Acyrthosiphon pisum (pea aphid), 2459 nucleotides long. RefSeq names its product E3 ubiquitin-protein ligase Topors. The transcript is spliced from 9 exons. Gene Ontology annotation, molecular function: ubiquitin protein ligase activity. Gene Ontology annotation, biological process: protein polyubiquitination; protein monoubiquitination. Lineage: Eukaryota; Metazoa; Arthropoda; Insecta; Hemiptera; Aphididae. Bases 641 to 2263 code for a protein of 540 amino acids. The record is from RefSeq and is a predicted model, not a curated record.
CGCAUCAUUGCCGAUCUGCGAUACCUUGGGUCUCUUACCUACACGGGCACACGGCUGACGGCUACUAUUACUGCAAUGCUACACACGUCUUAAUGUCUGUCGUGACCAGCGGGUCUGUGAGCUUUCUAGGCGAGUUUUUUAUGAUGUUCAUUUAUAUUCCCUCUGUUCUGGGAAACGUAAUAAGUGACCAUCUAUUGAUAGUGGUUUCUAGUCGCUACUGGUCAUGUUUUAGUCGCGAGUGAUUAAAUUUUUUUAUUUCGACUCAAAACCAAUGUUUCUGUUUUUGUUUUAACUUUACGUAUUUAUUUUAACUUUGUCUGUGAUCUCAACCGUUGCAGUGUUUAUAUGGUCGGCUUACCGAAUGCAAUUCACUGACUUCUGGCAACACAUUUUGAUUAAAUUUUUUCUCAACGGCCCACAGUUACUUACGUUUCACAACUAAUCAACAAACUGGCAGUCUACUGUUUAUUUGUUGUAUCUAAACAAUCUGAAAACAAUUGACGCUCCUUAGCAGAUUUUAGUGAUGCAAAACAAACGAAAAUACAACAGAUAUCCAUUAUUUAUUUAUUAAAUUUAUAAUUCAGAUUUUAUUUGUGAAAUAUAAACUAAUUAUAUUAUGAAUUGAAGUUUAUGAUUUAAUAUGUCAGUAAUCAUAAAAUCUGAACCUAUUAGUGGAGUAGUGGAGUUGUCAUCGGAUGAUGAAGAAACAGUAUCAACACUGUCAACUAUUAAUAAUGUAAUUCCUAAUAACAGACCUACUGGAUGCUCUUCACCAGAUUCACAUUGUUCAAUUUGUCUUGACGAUUUAACCAAUAAAUGUUAUACAAAUUCAUGUUGGCAUUUAUUCUGUUUUGAGUGUUUACAACGAUGGUCUAAUUCUGAAGCAACUUGUCCAUUAUGUAAGAAAUCGUUCAAUUCUAUUUAUCAUUCAUUUGAUAAUACGGGCUUCCAUGAAACAUAUAAUGUUCCUACAUUGGCCAAUAUGCUGACACCAAGAAUAUACAUACGGCCAAUGAGUGAUUUGGCAGUUGAUAUAGACAGGAUGUUCAGAAUGAAUAUGUUUAUGGAUAUUGUCCGUAGAAACGAGAGAAUGUCACAUCAUCCCAUAUAUGACUUGGACGAUGUGGACCAUAAUCAAAAUGGUAUGAGUCCAUUUAUACAAGAACUGUCUGAUGAUUAUCCAAGUACUACUUUACAAAGACCAAUCUCUGGUCAAGCAAUGAGAAUACGAGUGUAUAUGGACGAUGCGUGGGCUUUACCACUACCUGAUAUGACUGGCCGUUUUAGAGAUUGUAGCUCAGCUUUCUACCGUGAUAAUCCAGCACAAACAUACAGAUUGCAUGCAUUCAUCCUUAGAGAUCUGGUUGCUGUGAGGGAAUCUGUAAGAUUAGAUGAUCAGUCAAUGCCUAUCCCAGCGUCUACUGAUGUUACUGUGACAAAUUUGAUAAUGCGAUCACUUGCAGCGUAUGAAAUAAGACAGUUACAUUUAGUCAACGUCUUAAGGCCUUUUCUACAUAUGCGUGCAGUACAUUUUUGCCAUGAACUUUACAAUUUUGCCAAUAGUCCGUACGACAUUGCGGGCUAUGAUCACAAUGUUCGAUUUACUUAUCCGCCGCAUGAUAGCGAAUUGACUAGGCCACAUUAUACAGAACUAUUACCACCAAUCCAUAUUCUUGGUGAAACUAUUGUACUGGAUUCAGAUAAUGAAGAAGUUAUAAGGCCACGUAUAAUGGAAGUUAUCGAAGUUAGUUCUAGCCCUGAUGACUCUGAUGUGGAAAUUUUAAGUCACUCCUUCCAUUCUAUCGAUCCACUUAAUUCUGCCUCUAUAGACCAACCAUCUACGUCUACUGGAAUUCGAGAUUCAUUAGAUCGACCAAAUAAUAGAUAUAAUUUAAGGAGACGAAGAAUAUUCUCACCAACUGUAAAUGAUUCUUCUAGUUUUCCUGUAUAUGGUAAUUUGUCUCGAAUUUCAUAUCCAUCUCAAGUAAGAAGAGGGAGGCCCAUGUUAGAUUCUUCAUCAGAUGAUGAAGAAUCAGUAACUGCUACUCGAGGUUCUCAAACUGCUCUUAUAAAAUCUCGAAAUGUUAAUGACAAAAGGAAAAAGAAAACAAAAAGAAAUAAAAAGAAAAAAAGGAAAAUAAACACCAAUGAUUCACGGUCUGAAACCCGCAGUACCAACAGAAAUCGUUCAUAUUCAGGAUCAUCGUCAUCUUCAGGAGAAACAGAUAUAAGACCAUUUAACGGUUGUAUUUUACGGAUAUAGUUCUAUGAAUUUGUAUUAAUUUGUUAAAAGAAAAUAUUUUGUAUUCGUCUGACUCAGGACCUAAUAAGAGAUCAACACAAUGCCUGAAGCUUUUUCAUUGUCACUUUCCAUCAAAAUCAGUUACUUAUUUAAAUCUGUUUUAGUUUCAUUAAAUAAAAUUGUAACACUAAAGGUUUAUGAGCAAAAAGUGAUAAAA